Camelina sativa (false flax) is the source of this 777-nucleotide messenger RNA. The record is from RefSeq and is a predicted model, not a curated record. Lineage: Eukaryota; Viridiplantae; Streptophyta; Magnoliopsida; Brassicales; Brassicaceae.
UUUUACCCUAAUUCUCAAAGAGUUUUUUUUUAUUCUCUCUUUGUCAAAAACAAAAAGCUUCUUCUUUUUCUCUCUGUAAACAAAGCUUCUUCUAGUUCUACAAUGUUGACGAAGGACAAAACAACGAAAUUGUUCUCGGUGAGAAACCGAAGAUGUUUCAAGAAACAACCUAAGACAACAAAUCUUGCUUUGAGAGAACAGACCAUGUUUAAGAAAGCCUCUGAGCUUUCCAUCCUUUGUGAUGUCGAAGUCUGUGUUAUAUACUACAACCGUGACGGAGAACUCGUCAGGACAUGGCCGGAAGAUCAAUCCAAGGUUCGAGACAUGGCGGAGAGAUUCAGCAAACUCAACGAUAGAGAGAGACGCAAGAAAAGCACAAACCUUUCUUUCUUUCUGAAUAAGAAGACCCUCAAAGACAAGAAGUCAUCUUUUGAUAUCAUGGACUACAAAUUCUCUGAGAAUGUCUUGGAGAUGGAGGCUUCGUUAGAGAGUUCUAUACGGGUGUUACAAGAUAAGAUUCUUCGGUUACAGAACCAGACGGAACCCGAUCAGAACUCUGUGGUGUCUUCCGACGGCUUCUUCACAACAGAUCCAUCAUUGAUGAGCGGUGGUGUGUCAGUAACAGAGAAAGACUUAUCGACACCUUCAUUGACUCAACAAAAUCAGAGCAAAGUUUCAGUCUUUCUCUAUAACCAUGACAACGGAAGCUUCUGUCAACUCCCUGACUCCUCUGUUUCUACCUUUGACCCAUCGACGAAGUUAGAUUAUGAGUUUUAA